GACAGGGGAGAAGUAAACAGUUUCUGGAGAGGAUAAAGGGCGACGUCGAGUGAUUUUUAGGCUGCUCAACUCUCACAUAACGGAUUUUGGUCCCUUUAUCAUGGAAGAUGGUGCGAAAGAGGACCCAGCCCAGAAUAAAGAGCCAAAGUUCCUGGGUAAGGCUGGCUGGGUGAAGAAAGCCCACGGCAAACUGGUGGCGAGCUACAAGGACCGCUACAUCCACGUGGAGAGGACGGAGAUUGUGGUGUAUGAAAAUGAGGACCUGCAGAACUGCUUAGAGAGGUUUGACCUGGAAAACUACGAUCAAUGUCAUGAAUUAAAGAGCCCCUUCAAGAGGAAGCACAGACUGAUAUUGAUUCGAUCACCCAAGACUGGAAAUAAGGUUCACGAUGUGAAGCUCCAGGCUCAGACUGCGGAGGAGAAGGAGGCCUGGAUCAAAGCUCUGCUAGACGGCAUCAAUCGAGCAAAGAACAAAAUCUUUGAUGAGGUACACAUCUCUGACUCAUCUGACUCAGAAAAUGUCAAUCGAACAAGGCCCAAAGGAAACCGUGACCGGCGGCCACCGACCAGGAUACACAUGAAAGAGGUAGCUGAUGUGUCGUCUGACGGUAUCCUGCGUCUGGAUCUCGAUCUCGAGGAUGCCACGAUGCCUAACGGGACCCAUCAUGCCACCGUCGACGGCACUGAAACACCAAAAGAGGCAACAACAGUCUCGACUCCUCCGUCCAGUGACAGUGGAGCUGCAGAGAAACAGACAGGAGGUGCAGAGGAGGAGGCCGAGCCCGAGGUCACUCCCCCGAAAAAGGUCCUCAAACCUCCCAUGCCGCCGACCAAAGAGGUUAAACCCAGCUCAGCACCUGAGGAUGAACCUGACAAGGAUGACGGAGAAAAAGAGAAACAGGUCCUGAAGCCGCCUAUGCCUCCUUCUAAAAAUGCUAAACCCUGUGCUUCACCUGCUGAAGAAGCUACGGAGGACGAAGCUGAGAAGACGUCUGAAAAGAGUCCUGAUGUCAAGAAAAAGACGGGUCCACCACCAACGCCCCCCAACAAACCCAGCUCCAGCAGCUCUAUAGGUAACCUUGCCGAGGCCUCGCAGUCCAGGCCGGACUCCCACCCUCCGACCCCUCCAUCCAAAGAGAAGAAACCCUCCCAUGCUGCUGUGGAACCGGACCAAGAGGUUCAAAGCUCGACUGAUGAGACUGAAAAGAAGGAAGAAGGUGAUGAAGAGGAGGCGAUGGGAGCAGAUGAAGCUACAGAGGCUAAGGUCGGAGAUGAUAAACCUGAGAGUCCAGGAGCAGAAGAACAGGUUUCUGAGGAGGAGUCAGAGGAGAGUAGUGGUGUAAACGAAGCAUCCGACAAUGAGCCACAACUCAGAAAGAGCCCCAGUCCUCCUCUGGACCUCAAGAAAAAGCCUGAUGAACCUGACACGAAACACACGGAGGACGACGCACCUGUAACGCAGACUGACGGAGGACGGGACGCCGCAUCUCUGCAAACAGCCUCAGAUACCUCAGCCAGCUCUCCUCAAGCAGAAGAGUCGCCGCCCGAGAUUGAAGUCCCGCCAGUGGUGGUUUCUUUGAACGACAGCCUCAGCCUGCUCAGCGACCUGCCCGGGGAGAAGAAAAAGAAAACGGAGGAGAAGUCCGUGGACAGCGGUCAGCACUCGGAUGACGACAGCGCUGGCUCCGGGAGUGAAGACACACUGGCGGCUUCAACGGCUGCCCUGAGAGGAAGCCUCCCCUGUCUGGACGUGUUGGACGCCAGCGAGGACGACAUUCAGACCCCCGUUAGUAUAAAGCCGACACAGCCGCCGCCCAAGCCUCUGGUCAGACCAAAGGUGUGUCCCUGUCGGCCCACGCCUCCUCUCAAACCCUCAGUGAAAGUGAGAUCAGCCUCCAGUGGAGAUCUGCUGUCUGACUCUUCGGUCUGCAUUCAGGCGAAACAACAAACCAGACCGGUUUCAGGAGGCGACAGGCCUCCCAGCGAUGAAGUCACGAAACUGGAGACUGAAGUGGCGCUGGAGAUGGAAAAAACGAGGGAGCUCCUGAGCACAGUGAACCAGUCCCAGGGGGCAGGUGACGGGGAGGGCAUGCCCCAGGAUCUGCUGGCCAAGGCCAUGGAGAAGCUGCAGAAGGCCGACCACGUCCUGAGGGAGGUCAACAAACUGAAACUCGCAAAGAGCUCAAGCAACAGGAAGAGCUGGUGAAUAUCAGUCAGAGCGGACUGACAUUCGCAAUCGACCGUUCGCUAAACCCUUCUCCUGAACAGUAGGCGGGUUUCCAUGACAGAUUUGUGCAAAAAUUAAGCAAUAAUUUCAAAAUGAGUAUCAACAAUCAAGAGGACCAUGGUGAACGCACGCACGAGAAUCGACAGUCAUUGUUGCCCUCGUACUCGUUCGUCUGAGACGUAAUGCGCAUGCACAAGUGCGGCCAUGAUGUUAUCAUUCUCACAGGAUCUGUGCACCGCCAGUUUACACGGCAGCAGAAGGGUGGCAUUUUCAGAUAAUUACGCUCUGGUACAGGGUUUCAAAAGUUUAUGAUUUCCGGACCCCAAAAUGCUGUUGUCAUGUGAACGAAAGGCUAAACCGCAACAAAAGAUUAAUGAUUCAAGCGAGAACGGUUGCCGUGUGAACAGCCCCAAAGGCUGGAUUUACACUAAAUGGUUAAAGUGACCCAAUUCUGACUUUUCAAAACAAUGGAUGCCAUUCACUCAUCACUAUGUGGGGCAUGUACAAAUUUUGGUGAAUUACGUUUUGUAGGAGAGCGUACAAACAGUGCAUGAAAACAGGCUGAAAACAAAUAUAUAUAUAUAUUUAAUAUGGUGAAAACCAGGCCAUUUUAGUGUUUUACAGAUAUUUGUGGGGAUGCACAACACCCAGCUUGAAACUGGGAAAAUCGUAGACAAACAGGAAUGUCUGGUACUGUUUCCUCACUCUGAGGAGCGAGUCCUCAACUUUGUCAGAGUUUAGGCCAAGAUUAGCAGCUCCGUCCUACUUUUUAUUGGAUUUGGGAAAAUUUAAACUCCAGCAACUCCGGCCAAUAUGACCCAAGAUGUACCUCUUUUCCACCACAAUGUGUGUGUGCAUGUGGUUUUUUUUAAACACAGGUAAACCCGCGAAAAAUGCUGCUUUCCCAUUGCCAG
This is a messenger RNA of Plectropomus leopardus (leopard coralgrouper), 3141 nucleotides long. The record is from RefSeq and is a predicted model, not a curated record. NCBI's taxonomy places the organism in Eukaryota, Metazoa, Chordata, Actinopteri, Perciformes, Serranidae.